This is a messenger RNA of Linepithema humile (Argentine ant), 3211 nucleotides long. RefSeq names its product guanylate cyclase 1 soluble subunit alpha 2 (gene Gycalpha99B). The record is from RefSeq and is a predicted model, not a curated record. Gene Ontology annotation, molecular function: guanylate cyclase activity; heme binding. NCBI's taxonomy places the organism in Eukaryota, Metazoa, Arthropoda, Insecta, Hymenoptera, Formicidae. Gene Ontology annotation, biological process: cGMP biosynthetic process; response to oxygen levels. Gene Ontology annotation, cellular component: guanylate cyclase complex, soluble.
CCGCGAGCAGUAUGGCGCUACGCGCUCCGGCACGGUAACGUAUGUAGCGCGUCGUCACGUCGUUCACUGUGCAUCCACCAUCGCAUCGGCGAUCCGCCGUAUAUCCGACAGGGUGAAUCCCCGCGCGAAUUACGGUUGCCGAUAUCGCACUAUUAAAUCGUCGUCUCGGAGACUAGCGGGAUACAAAAAAUACGGGUGUCGAGAGAACGACAACGACUCGGCGAAACGUGGGGCGGAAAAAAAUAUUUUAACGAUCCGAUACAGAGGGAAAUCCGGCGGUGAGUUUCUCGCGCUUAAUAUGCAGCCGCGUGCAUCGCGUCCGGGCCGACGGCGGUCGUAAACGACGCCGGAUAGCGUGCGCGCGAAUAGCGCGUUGCGGUGACGAGAGGCUUUCGUCCACGUCGUGCGAUAAGUGAGCGAUCGGGAAUGAUGGGCUCUUCGGCAAAUCUUCUCAGUACCGGUAUCAACAACACCACGACGACGACGACAAUCGAGAAAACAGCAUCGCAGACGGUGAUAGUGGCGAGUUUUCGGAUCGGUUUCACGUGUUCGCGCGCCGCUUAGAACAACGAUAUGAAAGAGCUGCAUACGAUCGCGUAAAAGAGUCCACACACCACGUCUACAAAGAAUUCGCCAGAAAGUGCGGUGGAAGGAUACGAAGACGGGCGAGAAAGCAUUCGAAGUUGCUUCAGCUGAUCGCCGAUAAACACAACAGGCACGGCAUGUUUCUCAUUAAUUAACACCGCGUGCUCUCGUCUCUCGUCGGAGUGAUCCGGGCGAUCCUCUUAUUGGACUACAAUAGAGCAGCACAUCUGCGAGAUGGCAUGUCCAUUCUCUAGCGGACGCUUUAAACUGACUCACAAGGAUGAGAGCAGCAAGGAAGGGGACCAUCGCAGAAUCGCGAAGAUCAAACAGAACGAGCAGGGCAGGCCGCCACGACAGCCGUCGGUCCAGAUAACAUCGCUUCUGGGAGAGGACGGUGACGACCUCGAGGACACACAGACACUUAACCUGAAGCACCUAAGAGCCGCAGUGACCCUCCUGACUAACCCUUCGAACGAAGUGGUGGCUGUGGCGCUAGAAGCUUUAUUAAAUAAACGUGAAGUACCUCUUCCAACAUCGACAACAUCGUCUUUAGAAAAACUUCUAACUAAUAUUGAAGAAGAGGAGAACUAUAACUUAUUGGAAGACAUAUACGAGACACUGAAUUACGAUUGUGACAUCGACGUCAACGCGUUUUUCGAUCAUCUCGGACAAGAGCUGAUCAUGUGGGCUUGCGUGGGUCUCUUAGAGAGGGCUUUUCGUUGCCUUGGGAACGAUCUGACCGCCUUCCUGACCACACUUGACGGCGUAAACGACGUUGUCCAGCAUCAGUCGGGAACGGAUACCGAGGCGGAGUUCGUGUGUAUCGCUACACCGGAAGCGCUGGAGCUACACUUCACCACCGACCAUCCCUCUAUAGCCUACCUUUUGGUCGGCAGUCUAAAGGGCAUCGCCAGGCAGUUCUAUAAUGACAAAGCCGAUGUGUAUAUACUGCCGGAUCCCUACAAUACAAAAUUUUUUAGAUACCGCAUCACUCCGGAGCGUUACAGCGAGCAGCUAGACGCCGACAUAGACGACUACAAUGUGCCGCCGUCGCCCGCUUUCCGUCCACUCUCCACCGAAGCAACGGACCUUCGUAUGGGGGUAGCGAGCUUCUGCAAGGCGUUUCCGUGGCACUUUGUCGUUGAUCGCCAGCUGGAACUCGUGCAGCUCGGUGUCGGUUUCAUGAAGAUUUUCGGACAUUAUCUGAACCGACUCGGCAGAGAGAUAUCGACAUAUUUCGCCUUCACACGGCCCCACGGCGUCACUCUGACCUUUCACGAGAUCCUAAAACGCGCGAAUACACCGUUUAUCCUGACCCUUCAGAGGCCGCACGAUGUGGAUAAAUACCCCGCGGAGGGUUUGGAAAUGAAGGGCCAGAUGGUGCACUGUUCAGAAUCAGAUUCAAUUUUGUUCGUGAGCUCACCAUUCUUGAACGGGUUGGAAGGUUUAACGGGUCGAGGACUCUACAUUUCUGAUAUUCCUCUUCACGAUGCUACGAGAGAUGUUAUACUUGUUGGCGAGCAAGCUAGAGCACAGGACGGCUUAAGGAGACGUAUGGAUAAAUUGAAGAGCUCUAUAGAAGAAGCCAACUUGGCAGUCGAUGCGGAAAGAGAAAAGAAUGUCAGCCUUUUACAUCUUAUAUUUCCACCGGAUAUUGCGAAGCGUCUAUGGCUGGGAGAAACAAUUGAGGCGAAGACAUAUCCGGACGUCACGAUGCUUUUUAGCGAUAUAGUCGGAUUUACGGCUAUCUGCGCUACAGCCACACCGAUGAUGGUUAUCAAUAUGCUUCAAAAUCUCUAUGAACAAUUUGAUCUUUAUUGCGGUCAGUUGGAUGUGUACAAGGUAGAAACAAUCGGCGAUGCCUAUUGCGUUGCAUGCGGCCUUCAUCGAAAUACCAAUGCACAUGCACAACAAAUUGCUUGGAUGGGCCUAAAGAUGAUACAAACGUGCUCUCACCACUUGACUCACGAAGGCAAGCCAAUAAAGAUGCGGAUUGGCAUUCAUACCGGGAUGGUGUUGGCGGGCGUGGUGGGCAAGAAAAUGCCAAGAUACUGUCUCUUUGGACACAAUGUCACGUUGGCGAACAAAUUUGAAUCUACAAGCGAGCCACUUCGUGUCAACAUCAGUCCAACUACGUACCUGUGCUUAAUAGAAAAAUCGGGAUUCAUAUUGGAACCGCGGACCAAGGACAAUCUACCCAAGCAAAUGUCAGCCAGUAUAUCGGGCACGUGUUACUUUCUGAACGGGUAUCAGCAUAGCGACGUCAGCGCGAGCGAACCUCUCGAUGUGCAUAUUCAAGCUGCAAUUACGGAACUCGGAAUCAGUAGCAAUAUGUAGAUACCUUUCAAUACGGGGCCGCGCGUACCGACGAUGCCGUACCGCUGAUCAGUGUGUUACUUUAACGAUAUUACCAUCGAUAAUAGCAAUGACACGCCCGGCAUUAUCAGAUCGAUCGAUGUACACGCAUAUGAGCUCUCAAGCUGGCACUAAAGGUACAUUAAAAGCAUGGCGCUAAUUGUACGAUCACAUUGAAAGAGAUCCUGUGUGGAUACUAUUUAUACGCAGAGUCAUAGAUUAUAAUCAUUAUAUACUUAUUAAAUAUAUAAGAAGCAAGUAAAACUCUCUA